AUGCUUACGAAUGAAAUAACUAGUCAAAUCACUGAAACUAAAAGACUAAUUGAUAGCCUUAAUAACCCUCUUAAUCACUCUCUUCCUUCCCCCUCUCCCUCUGCUGACUCAGCCAAAUUGCACUCCAAGUUGGAGGCUUUGAAGAAAGUGGAGAAGCUUUGUGGAUUUUAUGAGAAUUCUAAUAAUCAACAAAAUGAUCCUAAAAAUCUCUUAGAGAAUCUUUGCACUGGCCUCGAAACCUUCCUAGGCUUCAACUCCGCUUCCAAAGGCUACAAUGGCACUGGGAUAGUGUACUCCGACCUUGAUAGGCUGUGUGACGGGGUGAUGGGAUUUUUGAGUGGUGUGCUUGGUGCGGUGAAAGAUGAUGAAGCGGUUAAAACGUACGAUAAUUACAUGGAUAAAAAGCUUAGUGAAGUACUAAAAGAGGUAAAUAAGAAUAUUGGCACCGGGCGUACUGGGCUUGUGGAUGCUGUCGCCGCGGUGAAGGAGUGGUUGGAGGGGUAUGGAAGUCAGUUAAACAAUAAAAUUACUGCAGUGAAAGAGCCCAUAGAGGUCAUGAAAAAUUUAGUUGAACACGAUAAAAAUGAAAUUAAAAUAGAAAAAGACAAGAACCUUAUUACGCAGGUGCAGGAAUGGACCGAGCGAGCUGGGAGGUACGCAUCGUAUGCUGACAAGGCCAAAAAGGCUUUAAAAGAUAUUGAUCCUACGCUAUUAGGUAAGUUAAAGUGUAGCAUUUCAUUGCUGGUUCAGGCCACGGGAACGUUCAAGGCGGCGGCGGAGGAUGGAGACCUGAAGGACGUGUAUGAAGAGGCAGGUCAGAAAAUGCAUGAACUCCACGUAUUUCUGGAAAAACGGUUUAAGACGUAUACGUAUAAUUUACAUAAAUACUUGAAGGAUCAAAUUGGAGCAUUGAAUGGUGACCUUACAAACUUUAAAAAUAAACAAUUCUCUCGGUUGUUUUCAUCUAUCAACAUAGAGCUUUUCAAUGCAUUUAACACGGUUCAGACUGCGAUUGAGAGACUUGAAACCAAUUAUCAAAGCAGAAUCGUGGACGGGUUGAGUCCCAUUGUAGAGAAUGCAAAGCUGCUUAAAGGGAAGGUUGAAAGUGAGAAGGGUAUCUUAAGGACACAAGUGACUAGUUUAGGUGACCGAAUGAGUGCGCUCACUACGCUCUAUAGGAGCGUUAAUAGCGAGGUGCCGGACGAAGUAAAUAAGUUUAAGAAAAGCGAUGGAUGGAGUGUGGAGCAGUAUGUCGAGCAAUUUAAGGUUACGAUUAAAGAUAAGAUAUCCGAGUAUGUUACGGAUGAAUUAUGUGAUAAGAUAACUGCUGCUCUUAAGAAAUUCACUGAUCCUAUUGCAAAUGGGAAGGAGAUUAGAGGGACGA
This is a messenger RNA of Babesia bigemina, 1384 nucleotides long. RefSeq lists its product as hypothetical. The annotation marks the transcript as partial. The record is from RefSeq and is a predicted model, not a curated record. Lineage: Eukaryota; Apicomplexa; Aconoidasida; Piroplasmida; Babesiidae. The transcript has a single exon.